Molecule: messenger RNA, 593 nt
Organism: Prorocentrum cordatum
Lineage: Eukaryota; Dinophyceae; Prorocentrales; Prorocentraceae
Source: the annotation of a GenBank genome assembly
GGCGGCGCCGACGUCGGCGCCGGCGCCAGGCGCUGCCUCCAGUUUCCCGAGCUGGUUCCCAUGGCUGCCCGAAUGGCUGGGGCUCUUCCUGCUGGCAGUGGCCGCUGGAGCCCUGGUGGCCGCCCUGCGCGGCACACCUCUCUGGACGUGGCCUCCACAGGCUGACGGCGAGGCGUCGCCAUCGAGGAGGAAAUCUCGGCAGAAGCCAGCCGCCGAGAAGCGGUGGCGCGGUAGCCCGAGAUCUCUAGAGGCGAAUGACAGGUCUGCUGCUGCUUUCCAGGCCGACCUCGCCCCACUCAUUGACAAGGACGGCACGGACGAUCGCAUGGACGAACGCCUGGACUCCAUGUUGUUGGCCACCAUGCCAGCCAGGACGCCGCUGGAGGCCUCGAGGGUGCCAUCCUGGGUGCUGGCCAGCCAAGCGCCGCCGGCGCAGCAGCCGCAGGCAUGGCUCGCAGGCCAGGCUGCGCAUCCCGACGUCCCUGCGAACGACGCGGCUUCGCCGCAUGAUUACCAGGUGACGCCGAUGCGGAUGCGCACGCCGUCCCCAUAUGGAGCCGCUAGAGCCCAUAUGAAGCCGCCCGUGUGAGAAA